UCAAUUCCUCAUGACUGGUGUGCGACAGACACAACCUCAAGAACCACUUGUUUUUAUGCCAUGAUCACGUGACUCCAGUGGCUGCAGUUUCAUCGAUGGUUUCUAUCAAUAAAAGAUUAUAUGCAGACAUGCCUUAUGCAACAGGCAAACAAUUUUCAGCUUUAUGGUUUUUCUUAAUCGUGUUUACUUCUGUCCCUGUUAUCACUAAGCAACAUAAUAAGAAAAUAUUUGUAUUAUAGAACCUUCACUACAAGAAUACCUUACUUUGGUUCUGUUCUACAAUACUGUAAAAGUUUCUUUGAGUAACACAGUCCAUCAGUUUUUUCCUUUAAAAAAGUACUCAGCUUCUCAUGAUCCUUGUGAAAUAUAGAGUAAGAAAAAUAAUUCAACUACAAGAACGCAAAUCCAGAAUGAUUGGUAAUGCGCUAUUAGCCUACAACUAAGGCAAGCAUCCACAAUUGCAGCACAUGAAAGAGCAGAAACAUGGCAAGUUAAGGAUCAUCAAGGUUCUAUGUCCUAGGUGUUUCAUGUAAGUAUCUACACUUACAAACAUAAUUUUACAAUUUAAGAAACGGGUUCUGACAAUUUGGCCGAGCAUCAAAUUUUGUCUCCUGUUUGUGGUCUGCUCAAUUCUCUUUUGACAGAGUGCAUUGGUUGAAGAACUAACAUUAAACUAGACCUAAUUCUGUAGUAAAACUCACGUUCCAAAAUACCCUAUGGCAUAAUGUUAUAAAGCAUUUGAUCGAUUGAUAGAAACUGAAGAAGAAAACAUGCACGUAAGUUUCAUUCCAGGAGAAGUACAGGAUCUAUGGGAUAAUUGGGGUCUGGAAAUGCUUGUGCUAUUGAGUUUCACCAUCCAAGUGAUCCUCACAGUGUAUGGAAGCCGCAGAAAGGACAUCCCAGGUAUGAGGACAAGGUUCACAGUUUGGUUCACCUAUUUGCUGUCUGCUUCCCUUCAAAAAAUCAUCAUAGGCAAGCUUACAGUAAUACCUGAAAGUGAUCCAAACGAACGCAACAUAAGACGUGAACUGAAGGCACUGUUUGCACCAUUGCUUCUGGUGCAAAUUGGAAAUCCAGAUGCCAUAACUGCAUACUCAAUUGAAGAUAACAGAUUGGGGCUGAGGCAGUUGCUCACCCUUGUUCUCCAAGUAGCUGUGGUGAUUUGGAUCAUCAUAAAGAGUUGGACACAUUCACAACUCUCUUUUCUGUACUUGCCAUUACUUGUAUCUGGACUAAUCAAGCAUGGAGAAGUUGUUUGGGCUCUUAAGUCAGCACUUACUAAAGGAUCGGGCAUAAUCACCAUUCAAGAAAUUGACCAAGAAGCCAACAUGCCUGCCUUAUUCAGAUUCCUUCCUGAGGAUAUUCCAAACAUAGAGUUGAUCCUAAAGGCUUAUUACCGCUUUAUCUCAUUGAAGCCCCAUCGAGAGCAUUGGCUCUACCAGCCUUUAUACGAAUCAUUACCCCAUAUGUCUAUAGAUGAGUAUGCUCCAGAAGACAUCUUCCACAUCACAGAUGCAGAACUGAGCUUCAUGUACGAUGUGUUGUACACCAAGUCACCUAUAAUCUAUACCAAAGCAGGUUGUAUUCUUCGUGUCGUAAGCUUUUUCAAUUUAGUUCUAACAUUGUGUGGAUUCUCAGUCUUAUUUAGGCAAGAAUUUUCACGCCAUUGGAAAGCAUGUUUUAUAGUUGGGGUGUUAGGUGGAGCAGUUCUCAUGGAGGCAUACCAGAUUGUACAAUUACCGUUCUCAGAUUGGGCCAUAAUUCAAAUGAUCAAGCACAAAGAUCUUCCGUUCAUGAUUCCAUGCUUGAGAAUUCUUGGGCCCAGAGCCGGGAGUUGGAAAAGGUGGUCAAACUCAUUGCCACAGUUCAACUUGCUAAGCUUUUGCAUUCAUGACAAGCCAAUAAGGUGUGGAAAAAUUCUAAAAUUCCGUGGCAUUGACAUGGAGUUGAAAAAGAACAGGUGCAGGACACGCAUAGAAUUUCCCCAAGAACUGAAAGCUCUGAUGGUUCAAGAAAUGAAAGAUAUUGAUGGAGUUAGAAGACUGAAGCACUUCAACCAACGAGGAGAAUGGUCACUCGGCAGGUAUGGCUCGCCCAACGACAUCAAAUGGAGUGUUAAACGAGACUUCGACAAGAGCAUUGCAAUAUGGCACAUUGCAACAGACAUAUGCUACUAUUCAGAGGCUCAUGCCAAGGAUUCAAGCCCCAAAAUCCAAAUGGCCAGAUUAUUGUCCAAUUACAUGAUGUACCUCCUAGCCAUGCGCCCUCACAUGCUGUCCACCACCACUGCCAAUAUAAUAUUUCAACACGCCUGUGAUAAAUUGAAGGGUUUGAAGGUAGACAAAGAACAAUGUGUGAAAGAUGAAAAAGAAGCAUGCAGGAUUUUGAGAACAGAAAGAGUUCCCCAACAUUUAAAUUCUGAGCGGAAAUCAGAAACUGUUGUGACAUCAAAAUGGAACAUGCUUAGGGAUGCCCAGAGACUGGCUAGGAAUUUGAUGCUAAGGGAGAACAGAUGGCAGAUCAUAUGCAGUGUGUGGGUGGAGAUGCUGUGUUAUGCUGCAGCUAAUUGCUCAACAGAUUAUCAUUCUGAACAAAUAAGGAGAGGUGGAGGUUUGGUAACACAUGUUUGGAUUCUGUUAGCUCACAAGACUGAUAAAUAUCACAUCAGUGACUAGUAAUACAUUUACCUUGUUUGUUUCUAACGAAAGUGGAUCUAUAUUUUGUGAGGUUUACAUUCUUCUCUUUGCUUCCGGUUUACGGUUUGUAACGCUAUUUGUACGCAUUCUGAUUUUUUCAGGGACCAUUUUAGAAUAUUCUAACGCACAAUGUGAUGGAAUUUUAGAAAUCAAUAUUCAUAGAUAUUGAGCAUAUAUAGUAUGUAAAACAAUGCAAUUACAGAAUAAUUGGUAAUAAGUGCAUGCCUGUGAAGGAUAGAGUAUUUAUUUCUAUCAGCACUACUGAACCUUUCUUUCUUUCUUAUAAGGGUUUUUCACCCACCUUCUAGGAAAUCAUUGAGAUUAUGUGUGUAAAUUUCUUUAAUGCGGGUGAUAAAUUUGCAAAAGAUCGAAUACAUAGAUCAUAUCUCUAAUUGUCAGAUAACAGUAAAGAUAAUAUUUUAAUUAUUGAUUAAUACUGAUCCAUAAUUAAUUAACCAUUCUCCCAUUUAGAUAGCAUUUUUUAACAGCCAAAAUAUGGAUCAUUAAGCUAGAAUCACAAUUACAACUAAAUCACAUGUCAAACAACAAUGACAAUUGUGAGCAACAAAUAACAUUCAAGAUGGAUAUAUAUCUUGUGCAAUAGCUAAUAAAAAAUGCAACACUACAAUGGUCCAAGCAUUUAAAAAUGAUAAUAUGAAACAUGAUGAAACUGAAAUCAUCUAAAAGAUAUCUCCUAAAAUAUGUAUAAAGCCAGACUUCCACUAAGCAUACCAAAAUUCAUAGCCAAAUUAAUGACCUGCGUGUUUUAGAAAAGCUUCAAAGUUAGGACCUUAGUGGAUAUGCAAACAUCUCCUUAGCCUCAAGGUACUAAAUCCAAGUGAGAAAAUUUUCAAUUUCAUCUAUAACUAAUACAUGAUAUCAACAUGCUUUGAAGGAAGAAUAGUUUUUGUUAUUUCGAGAAAUUUUUACUGCACCAGUAUUAUUGAAUGUAGACAAGUGACCCUAGUCAAAAUAACUAGUAUUAUUGAAAACUCACUGAUGUUUAUGCUUAUAUUUUUCUUUUUAAUUAAUAUACUUUCAACUUUAUAAAAAAAUAAAACUGAGUCAAACACACCCUAAAAACUCUAAAAGCUUUUGAAAACUACCGAAUAGGCUCAUGACAAAGAAUGUGGUGUUCAUUUCUAGUCAGCACACAUAAGCGUUCUU
Messenger RNA from Vigna radiata var. radiata (mung bean), 3863 nucleotides. RefSeq lists its product as uncharacterized. The record is from RefSeq and is a predicted model, not a curated record. Lineage: Eukaryota; Viridiplantae; Streptophyta; Magnoliopsida; Fabales; Fabaceae. The coding region runs from base 771 to 2675 and encodes 634 amino acids. The transcript has 2 exons.